Molecule: messenger RNA, 851 nt
Organism: Ceratosolen solmsi marchali
Lineage: Eukaryota; Metazoa; Arthropoda; Insecta; Hymenoptera; Agaonidae
Product: transmembrane protein 223
Exons: 4
Coding region: 14-817 (267 amino acids)
Cellular component (GO): mitochondrion
Source: RefSeq, a predicted model, not a curated record
UAAGAAAGUCAUAAUGUUCAGAAUUCAAAAUACCAUUUAUAGGUUACAUAAAAAUGUCAAUUCCCACGAACAUUUUAUAUUCUCUAAUGCACUCAAACAAUCUUAUUUAAAUUUACCGCAGUUCAAGUUGCAUCAGCAGCAUACACUCGUAACUCGAAAUUUCUGCAAUUGGAAAACGUUGAUUAACAAAUCAAGCAGGAUCCCAAUUUUUGGUAACAAUUGUACGUCUCAUCAAUUUUUAUGGAUACGACCAAGUAUUUUCCAGUUUUUUAAAAAAUUCUCUACAGAUCGAUUAAGUUAUAAUAUAAAAGUGGAGAAUAAUGUUAUGUUAUAUAAAUAUGAAAACCCUUGGAUGUUCAAAAUUUCAGUUGUAUGUGCAGUUCUUGUAUUUCUUGGAAGUUUGUCUAUGAUAGAUAAUGUUUAUUUAAUUUUAUGCAAAGAUCUUUUUCAUGAAGAUAAAAACUUGUUAACAAGAUUACGUGAACAUAUAUUCCCUCUAUCAUUGAUUGCUGUUGGUGUUUUAUCAUGUCCAGUGGUAUUGUUUGUUAUAUGGUAUGUAACGAAAAGAUCUGUAAAAUACAUAGUUUUACAUAAAGGCAGCACAAAGGCAUCUAUAGUCACUUAUCAUCCGAUAAAAGGCGAACAUAAAAUAACUGUACCAUUAUCAGAGAUAAGCUGUACAGUAUCUAGAUUGGAUAAAAGAUCAUGCGUGUAUAUAAAAAUAAGAAAUAAUAAAUUUAACUAUAUGAUUGAAAAAGCUGGAUCCUUUGUUAAUCCAGAAUUAUUUGAUGCCACAAUUGGCACACAUCGGUUUUAAUUAAAACAUAAUAUUUGUAAUUGUAUACAUUGUA